Messenger RNA from Labrus mixtus (cuckoo wrasse), 1322 nucleotides. Its product is annotated as G-protein coupled receptor 4-like. The record is from RefSeq and is a predicted model, not a curated record. The coding region runs from base 103 to 960 and encodes 285 amino acids. The transcript is spliced from 4 exons. Gene Ontology annotation, cellular component: membrane. Gene Ontology annotation, biological process: G protein-coupled receptor signaling pathway. NCBI's taxonomy places the organism in Eukaryota, Metazoa, Chordata, Actinopteri, Labriformes, Labridae. Gene Ontology annotation, molecular function: G protein-coupled receptor activity.
CCAAGUGUGUACCAUCACUUAUCUAAAUCACUUUAGACAGUUUGGCUGCAGAGAAACAUCAGACAUUGGUGCUGGGACUUCAUUCAGGUUUCAAUCUGAAGAAUGACAGAUAACAUCACCCUCCUGAAUGACAACUAUAAAGACAUCGACACUGAGUCCUACUUCUUGCAGUAUGAGUAUUACCAAAAAGUUAAUUUCAUAAUCCAUGUGGUAACAUGCAUCAUCAUCAGUAUCGGCCUUCCUCUGACGCUCAUGACCAUCUAUGCUCUUUUGUCUCUGGUACGAAAGGAUCAUGUGGCUCCAAUCUACGUCAUCAACCUUCUUAUUUCUGACCUCAUUCAGCUCUGCUGCAUGAUCAUUAUGGAGACAGAACUGUAUCAGACUCCUGUCAUCGUAUAUAAUAUCUACUGUUCUGGUCUAGGGAUCAGUAUUGGCUUCAUGGUGUGUGUCUCACUGGAAAGGUAUUUGGUCAUCGCCCACCCACUGUGGUACCGCUUCAAACGGACCAUCAAGAUCUCUGUGGUGGUCAGUGUUGUGGUCUGGCUCAUACCUCCUGUCUUUUACCUAACUGUGGUUCCCUGGGUUACUUUGAAGAUGGCAAGAAUCACCUCGUUAAUUUUCCUAAUCAUUCCCUUCCCACUGUUCAUAUUCUCCCUUGUUGGGACCCUCAGAGCCCUGUCUGCUUGUGUCUCCGUCCCCUCUGAAGAAAAACAACGAAUUGUUGGAAUUUUGGUCCUGGUGCUGCUCAUUUACACACUCCUGUUCGUUCCCUACAUGAUCUGGGUCCUUGUAAGGACAAACAAGUUUGACAGAACUCUGAUUAAUCUAUCUAGCAUGUUUGCUAAGCUGAGUCCUCUUGCAGAUUUAAUUCUGUAUGUUUUCUAUAGAAAAAAGUCAAUUGGUACGCUUUUUACCGCUGUGAACUGUUGCAGAGUUGCCAACACUGACGCCAACAUAUAGACAGUAUGAAUGUGCACAACAUUUUGACAGUAAGCUCCAUGGAGGAAGAGAGAAUGAGGAGAAAACAGAACAAAAUGUACUCUCACUUUAGAACAAAUGUAUUUCUUACAAAACUUUAUUUGUUUUGCUAUGUUGUUAUUCUUGACAGUUAAAUACACGUUAUACUCUUCUUAACUUUCUAAUCUUCUGAUCAAUAAAAGCUUUACCUGUACAAUGAAGUGGUUAGCAUGUCAGCUUUUAUGAUGUGAGAGAAGGUCCUAUGUAUUGUAAAUUUGACAAAAUGAAAUAUUAUAUCACAGUCUCGCUCAUUACAUUUUAAUAAUACUAUGACAUACAAUAAAAAAAAUCUGUUCCAAGACAAA